AUGGUCAAGGAGGAAUGGAAAGGACUAGGAGAGGCACAGUUCACAGAUAAAUUGAAGGCUUUGACAGCUCCUCUGAAAAGAUGGCAUAAAAAUAACUUUGGGGAUAUGGACAAGAAAAUCAUGAAGUUUGAGGAGAAGAUCAAGAAGAUUGAUGACAUGGUGGGCGAUGGUGUUUAUGAUGGAAUAAUGGAGGCUAGAAGAAAGGCGCUUGUGACUUGCUGUGAGAAUUGGUAUGUAAGGAAGGAGCAAUAUUGGAAGCAGAUGUCACGAUCUAGACAUGUGAAGGACGUUGAUAAGAAUACGAGGUACUUCCACAAUCUAGCUUCUGCGAGAAAGAGAAACAACAAGAUUGAUGCGUUGCUCAUUAAUGGAAGAUUGAUAAGGAAUCAAGCUCGGAUUAAGAUUGCGGUUAGAGACUUCUAUAAGAAUUUGUAUCAUCAGGAAGAGUAUCCUUUGGUGGGGUUCAUGGACGGAUUGGUAGAAAUGAUUGGUGAGGAUGAUGCUUUGGCUCUAGAAGUGCAGCCGAAUCCUCAAGAGAUUAAAGAAGCAGUCUGGGAUUGUGAAUCUUGCAAGGUGCCAGGAAGUGAUGGGUACAACAUGAACUUUAUAAAGAUGUGUUGGGCUGAAAUUGGAUCUGAAUUUACGGCGGCGGUGAUGGAUUUUUUCCUUACGUCCAAGCUGCCAGCGGAUGCGAAUCUCACUUGGGUGGCGUUGGCCCCCCAAGUUCACUGGUGCUAA
Messenger RNA from Arachis stenosperma, 738 nucleotides. RefSeq lists its product as uncharacterized. The record is from RefSeq and is a predicted model, not a curated record. NCBI's taxonomy places the organism in Eukaryota, Viridiplantae, Streptophyta, Magnoliopsida, Fabales, Fabaceae. The transcript has a single exon. Bases 1 to 738 code for a protein of 245 amino acids.